Molecule: messenger RNA, 1725 nt
Organism: Xylaria bambusicola
Lineage: Eukaryota; Fungi; Ascomycota; Sordariomycetes; Xylariales; Xylariaceae
Product: ribosomal protein S7 domain-containing protein
Exons: 3
Coding region: 466-1362 (298 amino acids)
Biological process (GO): ribosomal small subunit assembly; translation
Cellular component (GO): ribosome
Molecular function (GO): rRNA binding; mRNA binding; structural constituent of ribosome
Source: RefSeq, a predicted model, not a curated record
GGGAUGAAGGAUGACAAGGUACCUAGCGACUAGCUUAUCGAUUGUGUCUCAGCUGGAUCAUGGCAAGCAUGGCAUCUAAGUUCAACGAUAAGAGGCUCUACAUACCUAGUCCAGCUACCUAGGGAGUGUACCAAGGUACUUCGUAGGUACCUACCUACUUAAGUACCUACUCUAACGUAGGCAUGAGCCACAUAUCCCUUCACCAGCCACACAUCUAUAGAUUCCAUGUGCUAUCAAGCCACGAGCAAGAUCCUGCUAUCGGAACAACUGACGGCCAACCCAACGCCAACGGGGCAUUUCUAAAUUUUAUUGAAGAUACCGAUCGUGUCGUUGAGUGAAUCGCGAACCGCGACCCCACGACAACGACGACCAUCACAGCAGCCGAUCAAUUGGGGCGAUCUAUCACCUGGGGGAUUGGUAUUGGUGGGAGGACGGGCGCUCUCUCUCUCUUCGCCAAAUGAGAAUAUGGCUUCAAAAUUAAACCCCUGGAGGUCGUUACGCAGUUUGGCCGUCCGGACGCGACCAUCACAGCCCUAUCACCAUGCUCAGUCCACUAUAAGAGCCGCCCUACCUACGGGGAGGAGAGGUCUCACUAACGAUACAUCGAUACGCUCACCACCGGAUGGUGCCGAUCUCCCACCGCCGUCGUCGGCCAAAGAAUCCCUGCCCUACAUCGAGCCAUUCGCCGAUAAUUUCCUAAACGCCGAGGCUCUCGCCGCCCUUGAGAAGGCUGCCUCUGGCGAAGAUGCCUUAUCCCUUUCUGUAGAGGGCCUCAAAUACGGCAUGCCCACGCCGCCGGCCAAGCAUGAGCAACUCCAGGACCGCCACCAUCCCGUCAUUCACCAGGUCACGCGGAUGCUAAUGCGGGAUGGCAAGCUGAGUGCGGCGCAACAGCAUCUCUCCUUCAUCCUCAACUACCUCCGCACCAGCCCGCCACCCAAGGUCUCGCCCUUACGGCCUCUUCUCCCGGGCUCACCACCGCCCCACCAACUCCCACUUAACCCUCUCCUCUACCUCACCCUCGCCAUCGACUCCGUGGCCCCGGUAGUCCGGAUCCGCUCUUUAAAAGGUAUAGCGAGCGGUGGCCAAAACCUCGAUAUCCCCGUGCCCAUCGACUCCCGCGCCCGCCGCCGGAUGGCGAUCCAGUGGGUCCUCGACAUCGUCACCAAGAAGCGCUCGACGGGCUCCGGGCGCAAGCAAUUCGCGGCCCGCUUCGGAGCGGAGAUCGUCGCCGUCAUCGAGGGCCGCUCGGCGGCCUGGGACCGCAGGCAGAUCAUACAUAAGGCGGCCACCGCGUCCCGCGCCAACCUGGUGCAUCCUGCUCUGCUCUCUGGGAAGAGGAAGCCGAGAAGCAAAUUAUAAACGUAUGGGUCUGCAAUGAAACUUGGGGUUGUGGUGAAGGUUGAUAUGAUGGCAACAUCGACACUUGGUACGAGAACGACCUGUGGCCACGUCGAAGAUGUGCGAAAUGCACUGCGCGAAGUGCCGUCGGUCUUGCAUUUGUAUGAUAGGAUAGGAUCAUGUAGGACAUGAUGGAUAGCUUACCUGUCUACCGAAUACCUACCUACCUAACUUACUGUAUAAAGAUGUACAUUUUGCUCUAUAUCUACCUUACUUGACCUCCUUCGGGAAUCUUGUCGUGUUCAGCGUUAGCUGUUACUGGUCUUUUACUUCCAUGCUGCUGUGAGGUUGAAGGACAGACGAAUGUAUGAACUCAAGUAUGUA